AUGUCGGCUCCUAUCCGAAACCUGCACAGAGGUGCCGCUCGCGCCUUCUCGCAGAGCAGCGCGUCCCUCGUCUCACGAACAAGCCCGGCAUGCUCCUCCUCCAACCCGAUCGCUUCGUCGUCCUCGAGCUCGCCAAGGGCCAAGCAGCACAACAGGCGACAGAAGAGGAAGAAGGAUGACAUCCUCCGCAAGGCUGUCGAGAUGUACCACCUCACUCCGUCGUUCCUUCCGAGCCCUCAGCAAUCCUCUCUGGCCACGUCCGCCGGGCAGAGCUCGGCUUCCGCCUCCGCUUCGUGGGAGUCUGCGCUCGACAACACAAUCUACUCUUCCAUCCUCAACACAGACUCAGUCUCCCGACGAUCUCCCAACCUUGUUCCCAGAGGCUUGUCCGAAUUCUCACGCGAGCAGUCACAGCGUGCUGCUUCCGUUCCCGCCUUCGGCAACACCGAAGAGCUGGCGUCUAGCCGCGCCAAGGAUAUCCACUCCUUUGCAUCGGACCUUACCAGCACGACCUUCCUCACACGCAGAGAGAGGGAAGCCGCCGCAGCCGACCUAUCCUCAGCGAAGCGAUCCCAGCCUAACAAGGGCGCUGCAUCGUCGCAGCAGAACAACGCUGCCGGCCUGGACCACUUUACCGACGCCGACAUCGCCAUGUACCAGAGACGACACGACCAUGCCGCCGGCGCUGGCUCCUCGUCCGGUCUUGACAGCAGCAGAUACUCUGGCGCCGAGAGAUUAACUCACCUCGACCGUAUCACUCCCGGUGGAAACGAGUGGUACCGCAGUCAAGGGCUCGACACUAGAAGCGCCCGUGUCCGCGACGCCAUCUUUGGCACCGUCAACGGCGAAUUGCCCGGUCUCGAAGUCAUCCGCGAGAGGAUCGCAAAAAUGAGGCGUGAGAACGCCUCGCAGAAGCCGACUUCCGACUGA
Pseudozyma hubeiensis SY62 is the source of this 930-nucleotide messenger RNA. RefSeq lists its product as hypothetical. Bases 1 to 930 code for a protein of 309 amino acids. NCBI's taxonomy places the organism in Eukaryota, Fungi, Basidiomycota, Ustilaginomycetes, Ustilaginales, Ustilaginaceae. The record is from RefSeq and is a predicted model, not a curated record. The transcript has a single exon.